Messenger RNA from Megalobrama amblycephala (Wuchang bream), 1267 nucleotides. RefSeq names its product deoxyribonuclease 1 like 4, tandem duplicate 1 (gene dnase1l4.1). Gene Ontology annotation, cellular component: nucleus. Gene Ontology annotation, molecular function: DNA nuclease activity. Bases 132 to 1028 code for a protein of 298 amino acids. The record is from RefSeq and is a predicted model, not a curated record. Gene Ontology annotation, biological process: DNA catabolic process. The transcript has 9 exons. NCBI's taxonomy places the organism in Eukaryota, Metazoa, Chordata, Actinopteri, Cypriniformes, Xenocyprididae.
CCGGGCCAAAUUACUCUAUUGGUUCCUGCGUCUAGCCAAUCAGGUCACAGGUGUCUAAUAGUAUACUGCUGUUUUUGUGAAUUACUGCAGUCAGUUUCUUCAGUGCAUCUUCAGACCAGAGCUUGGGCAUCAUGAAGGUCGCUUCUUUCAACGUCCAGAGAUUUGGGAAAUCAAAACUCUCGGAUCCGUUCGUGCUGAAAACCCUGAUCAAGAUAGUGUCACGCUAUGACAUCAUUGUCAUUCUAGAGGUGGUGGAUUCUAGCGGAGAUGCUGUGGAUAAUUUUCUCAAAGAGCUGAAUAAGUUCAACAAGACUCAUCAUUACACCAUGGAGAUCAGCACACGCCUGGGAAGAGGAAAUUACAAAGAACAGUUCAUGUUCCUUUACAGGGACGACCUGGUGGAUUUGAUUGGGUCUUACCAAUACAAAGACGAUCAGCCUGGAGAUGAAGAUGCUUUCGCCAGAGAACCUUAUGUUCUGCGAUUCAAAUGUCAUAAAACAGUAUUGGAAGAUUUGGUGCUGAUGCCCGUCCACACGAAGCCUGAGGAUUCAGUGAAGGAACUUGAUGAACUGUACGACGUGUUUCAGGAUGUCAAGGAGAAAUGGAAGACUGAUAACGUCAUGAUUUUGGGGGACUUCAAUGCAGAUGGUAGUUAUGUGUCUGAUAAAAACAUGAAAAAAAUCCGCAUCCGCAGUGACAAAAACUUCCAUUGGCUGAUCACGGAUGACGAGGACACCACAGCCAGCACAAACAACGACAACACUUAUGACCGGAUUGUGGUAUAUGGAGACGAUAUGCUGAACGCUGUUGUGCCAAAUUCUGCAAAUCCAUUCAACUUCCAGAAGGCCUACAAGCUGAAAGAUGAGGAUGCCCUGAAAGUGAGUGACCACUAUCCAGUAGAGGUGGAACUGAAGAGUAAACGUAAGCAGCUUAAACGUAAACGUAAGACACACAAACAGCAGCAAAAUGACCAAAACUACAUGAAUAAAAGAAACAAUAACACAAGACAUUUUUUUUGUUUAGGUUAAACAAAGAGGAUGGAACAUUUGCGGACAUGAAAAGUGUGACUGAAGAUCUGAAUAUAACGACGGAUAAGCUUGAACAAACACUACAGAGAUUGAGUUGUUUACAUGAUAAUUUAAACUUUAAAUGUUUGGAUAUUGUACAAUUGUUUUGUCAUAUGCUUUGAAUGUCAAAUGAAUAUGUUUCACAAUCAAAUACAUUAAACAUAUUAAAAACAUAUUGAUACAAAAUGAUACAAACUUUA